CUCGAUCGAUAGCCACGCGAGCAAUUUGCGAUUGCCUUCCCCUACACAUGGCUGAAUGGCGCCGGCUGUAGACGAGGACCAUGCGCCAAGCGAGUUGACGACGAGCGAGACAGGGCCACAGCCGGCGGCGGCCGCCGAGUCUGGCGCAACGGCAGCAGCAGCGCCGAGUCGCGCCUUGAGCAGGCUGGAUACGCAGCUUAACAGUUCCAGAGACGACGACAGCCUCUCGCGAGAACAAGCAGCCAGCCAAGCCAACAACGCCGUCGACGGCGGCGAGGAAGCGCUGCGCACCGCGACGACUUCGCCGAGCUCCAUCGCCUCGCCGCCACCGUACUGGCCUCACGCCUUUGCGCACCAGCGCACCGCCUCCAACUUGUCCGCCGAGUCCAUCCUGCCGAUAACGUUGCGCGACAACGACACGAGCGACGACGACAGGAACAGCGCGUGCUGGGCCAAGAGCGUGGAGAUUACCGACUACAUUGUCGUCAACGGGAGCAACACCAACAUUGGCGCAUUCGUCGUCUGGAACGUCCGGGUCGAGACGUUGAGUGGAAGCUACAUGAAUAUCAGAAAGCGCUACUCCGAGUUCGACGACUUCCGGCAAAAGCUCACAUCGUCGUUUCCAAACUUCAAGGCCGCCGUGCCGGAGCUCCCGCCGAAGAGCGCAAUCUUCAAGUUCCGCCCCAAGUUUCUAGAGAAGCGCCGCGCCGGCCUGCAAUACUUUUUAAAGUAUGACAUUCCAUUGCGUUUCUGCUUUUCCCCCCAGUAA
Messenger RNA from Trichoderma citrinoviride, 769 nucleotides. RefSeq names its product Phox-like protein. Lineage: Eukaryota; Fungi; Ascomycota; Sordariomycetes; Hypocreales; Hypocreaceae. Bases 56 to 769 code for a protein of 237 amino acids. Gene Ontology annotation, cellular component: endosome. The transcript has 2 exons. Gene Ontology annotation, molecular function: phosphatidylinositol-3-phosphate binding. The record is from RefSeq and is a predicted model, not a curated record.